AUGAUUGAGUACGAUGUUAGCCUUCUGAGUACAAUGAUUGAGUACGAUGUCAGCCUUCUGAGUACAAUGAUUGAGUACGAUGUCAGCCUUCUGAGUACAAUGAUUGAGUACGAUGUUAGCCUUCUGAGUACAUGGUCAGCUUUCAGAGACAGUGACUAUGACAAUGACAAUGAUAACGAAGACAGUGACUAUGAUAACCAGGACAGUGACAAUGAUAACCAGGACAGUGACAAUGAUAACCAGGACAGUGACAAUGAAAACCAGGACAGUGACAAUGAUAACCAGGACAGUGACAAUGAUAACCAGGACAGUAACAAUGAUAACCAGGACAGUGACAAUGAUAACCAGGACAAGAAUCGGACGCUGGAGAAACAAAAGAGAAUCGGACGUUGGAGAAACAAAAGAGAAUCGGACGCUGGAGAAACAAAAGAGAAUCGGACGCUGGAGAAACAAAAGAGAAUCGGACACGUUGGAGAAACAAAAGAGAAUCAGACGCUGGAGAAACAAAAGAGAAUCGGACGCUGGAGAAACAAAAGAGAAUCGGACGCUAGAGAAACAAAAGAGAAUCGGACGCUAGAGAAACAAAAGAUAAUCGGACGUUGGAGAAACAAAAGAGAAUCGGACGCUGGAGAAACAAAAGAGAAUCGGACGUUGGAGAAACAAAAGAGAAUCGGACGCUGGAGAAACAAAAGAGAAUCGGACGCUGGAGAAACAAAAGAGAAUCGGACACGGGAGAAACAAAAGAGAAUCAGACGCUGGAGAAACAAAAGAGAAUCGGACACGGGAGAAACAAAAGAGAAUCAGACGCUGGAGAAACAAAAGAGAAUCGGACGCUGA
Messenger RNA from Homarus americanus (American lobster), 837 nucleotides. RefSeq lists its product as uncharacterized. Bases 1 to 837 code for a protein of 278 amino acids. The transcript is spliced from 3 exons. The record is from RefSeq and is a predicted model, not a curated record. NCBI's taxonomy places the organism in Eukaryota, Metazoa, Arthropoda, Malacostraca, Decapoda, Nephropidae.